Ilex paraguariensis (yerba mate) is the source of this 342-nucleotide messenger RNA. The record is from the annotation of a GenBank genome assembly. NCBI's taxonomy places the organism in Eukaryota, Viridiplantae, Streptophyta, Magnoliopsida, Aquifoliales, Aquifoliaceae.
AUGAAUAUGUGUAGAGUUCUAUUCAUAUGGCUUCUUCCUUUGCUUUUCUCAAUAUCAUCAACUACAGUUUAUGCAGCACCAGCUAGGUUGAGUGUGUUCCGAAAAUCAAUCCUACGAGACCACGAUAACCGAUUUGCAUAUGAUUCAAAUGAAUUCGAAACGCAUUACUACACUCAGGUUGUUGAUCACUUCAACUACAGGCCUCAGAGCUAUGCCACCUUUCAACAAUGGUACGUGAUCAAUUAUAAGUACUGGGGUGGUGCAAGUUCGAACGCGCCAAUCUUCGUGUACCUCGGGGCAGAAGCACCAUUGGAUUAUGAUAUAGGCGGUAUUUUUCAAUGA